AUGUCGGACAAGCCGGAGAGCAGCAAGACUCAACUCGAAGGGGAUAUCAUCGAUCCAUUUUUCCAGAAGGAUUUCUUGUCACAGUUGCCAGAGGAGGUUGCUUAUCGCAUCAUCGCCUUUUUGACACCGUGCGAUUUGACGCCGCCUUUCACUCUAACUGGUCAUAUGGGUGGUGUUUGGACGUCUCAAGUGAGCGAUGAUGGCAAAUACAUUGUCGGUGGCUCGACUGAUGGAACGGUGCUGGUUUGGUGUGGUCAAACCGGUGUACAGCGUCAUGUUCUGCAGGGGCAUAGGGGUUCUGUUACCUGCAUAAGUCUACAGGGCACAACUCUUGUCUCUGGAUCGACCGAUCAAACGCUCCGAGUCUGGGACAUUGUCGACGGGAAAUGCCUUCACAUUUUGACUGGCCACUUGGAGGAGGUGCGUUGUGUGCAAUUUGAUGGAAUUCGGGUUGUGGUUUGGAAUGUACACACGGAGGAGUGUUUGCACACGCUGACAGGUCAUACGGAACGAGUCGUUUCACUUUUGUUUGACCCGAAGCGCAAUCUUGUCGUCUCGGGAAGUGAGGAUAAAACGAUGCGCGUCUGGGAUUUGCGAAGAGGAACAUGCAUCGCAAUUCUUCGGAGUGGCGACAGGCGCUACUAUGACAUGCAACUUCGCGGAACCAUUUUGGUCGCCUGCUAUGUCGAUUGGGGCGUUGGGGUUUGGGACAUUCGUGACGGUGGUUCGUUCAUUCAUCGCCUGCACGACAGCCUCGAUCAACAUUCGAUCAAUUGUCUACAAGUUCACUCUGGUCUUAUCAUUGCUAAUUCUGAUAAUGAUAAAAAGUUGCGGGUCUGGAAUGUUGAUGAUGCUCAACUGGCUUUCACUCUAAAUGGCCAUAUGGGUCAUGUUUUGACGUCUCAAGUGAGCGAUGAUGGUAAAUACAUUGCCAGUGGCUCAACUGAUCGAACGGUGCGCGUUUGGUGUGGUCAAACCGGUGCACAGCGUCGUGUUCUGCAAGGGCAUACGGGUGGUGUUACCUGCAUAAGUCUACAUGGCACAACUCUUGUAUCUGGAUCGUGCGAUGGAAUGCUCCGAGUCUGGGACAUUGUCGACGGGAAAUGCCUUCACAUUUUGACUGGCCACUUGGGGGAGGUUUGCUGUGUGCAAUUUGAUGGAGUUCGGGUUGUGUCUGGUGCCGAUGAUUGUACUGUGAAGGUUUGGAAUGUGCAGACGGGGGAGUGUUUGCAGACGCUGACAGGUCACACCUAUCCAGUCUAUUCACUUUUGUUUGAGCCAGAGCGCGAUCUUGUCGUCUCGGCAAGUGAGACGAUUUGCGUCUGGGAUGUGCGAAGAGGAACAUGCAUCGCGAUUCUUCGCCAUCAUGGAAUUCGCUGCUCUGACAUGCAACUUCGCGGAAACAGUUUGGUCGCCUGCUAUACCGACUCGGACGUUGGGGUUUGGGACAUUCGUGACGGUGAG
Mesorhabditis belari is the source of this 1464-nucleotide messenger RNA. The record is from the annotation of a GenBank genome assembly. NCBI's taxonomy places the organism in Eukaryota, Metazoa, Nematoda, Chromadorea, Rhabditida, Rhabditidae.